AUGAGCAAGUUCUUCGAUAGCUUGCAAGAGUCUUAUGAGGAGAUCAAAGCUCGCUCUUCUCCCUUUCCCCCUAAACCGCAACAUUCUUCCUCUUCUACUCCGUCAGGUUCUUCAGCCUUAAGCAAUUCAGAAGUUCCGGUCGGGAAUACCUCCGGUUACACCCGCGAAGACGUCCGCGAAACUCAGCUCCUCCUCCCAAUCUUGCUCAAGUCCCUGGUAAAAAUGGAUCCGAGGUUCUUCUUUGUGAUCUAUUUAGUCAAAUAUUAUGGCGUUUAUGGGCUGAUGAAGAACUUGAAAGCGAACCAAAAACGAGCACACAACCAAGUUUUACAAAAGAUCAUUGCCAGUGCGGGAGAUGAAGAUAUCAUCACGUCAGCCUCCAAACUGACGCUGAAGGAUCCAGUGGUCUUUAUGCGGAUCAAGACUCUAAUUCGCUCAAGCCAAUGCAAGCAUCUUCAAUGCUUUGAUGCGGAGAUGUUUUACACGACAAUGGAACAGACGCUGUGGUAA
Puccinia graminis f. sp. tritici CRL 75-36-700-3 is the source of this 510-nucleotide messenger RNA. RefSeq lists its product as uncharacterized. The transcript is spliced from 3 exons. Gene Ontology annotation, biological process: protein sumoylation. Lineage: Eukaryota; Fungi; Basidiomycota; Pucciniomycetes; Pucciniales; Pucciniaceae. The record is from RefSeq and is a predicted model, not a curated record. Gene Ontology annotation, molecular function: zinc ion binding; SUMO ligase activity. The coding region runs from base 1 to 510 and encodes 169 amino acids.